AUGGCCCAGCAGCUGCCUCCCGUUGAAGAUGGUCCCAUCCCAUUCUUCGGCGCCGCUCCAGGUCCCCCUCCUACCAGCAACAGGAGCGGACCUCCUCCACGUCCUAUGCAGCAGCAGCAGCAGCAGCAGCAUAGGCCUCCCUUCCAGCCCACUCAGCACCACCCACCCGCGGGCCCUUUCCAUAACCAGCAGCAGCAGCCUGUUCAGCCUCAACCUCAGCGUCACCCUCAGCAGCAUCCCCAGCAGAUGCCUCCCCAGCAUCAGCAACAGCAGGCUUUGCAGCGGCCGCAGCCCCCUCGCCAGGCGAGCUCGUCGCCUUUUGGAGUCGCUGCCGAUCUUUUUGCUAGUCCUCCUAGCUCGAACCCUACGCUGAACCAGACCCAGAACCAGGGACCUCCUCAGGGAUUCCAGCCACAGGGCGGUAACCUCGGUGCACACGUCCCAGUACAGCACCAGAUCCAACCCCAACCUCAGGCUCAGAACGCCCCACCAAGGUUCCCUCAACAGCACUCGCCUGUCCAACAAAAGGCUCAGAGACAGCCCUCAGUUGCUCAACCAGGUCCACCAGUUCGGCCCCAGCAACAGGCUCCUCCACCUCAGAGACCUCCAGUUCAACAACAACAGCAACAGCAGCCUCCAGUUAACAACCAGGUUCAACGGAAUCCCCAGCAGCAGCAGCACCAGCAACACCAGCAGCAACAGCAGGUCUCUCAAACACACCAGAAGCAACAGGGGCACUCACCAGUUCAGGAGAGGGCUCAGGUCCCUGCACCAGUGCCUGCACCAGUGCCUGCACCAGUGCCUGCUCCUGCUCCUGCUCCUAUCCCCAGGGAGCAGACAAGUUCACCCUUUGCAUCUGCCUCUGAUCUGUUUGGAAACACCACAGGUCAAAACGUUUCAGGAUGGUCCAUCCCCGCUGUAGAGGCUCCCGUCGCACAACCCGCAGCCCCUCAGUUCCCUGCUGCGUCUGCUCCCCCAGUGAACAACGCACCCCCUCAGAGACAGCAACAACAGCAACAACCUCAGAAACAGCCACCGCCACAGCAACAGCAGCAGCAGCAUCAACCUGCUGCUAACAUUUUCUCGGCGGCACCUGCUAUUGACGCUGGAUUGCCACCUUUGCCACUCGCACCUGUCCAGAAGCAAACCCCUCCUGUUCAGGUGCCUCCUGCCCAGCAGGCGACUCUUGCACCACCCCCUCAACGCCAGCCAUCGUUGCAAUCAGCACAGUUGCCUCCUCCUCCAGCAGCAAAGCCUCAGCAGACCCCACAGCAACAGCAGCCCCCACAGCAGCAGCAGCAAUCAAGACAAGGAUCCAUUUCCGCUCAGGGUCCUCCUCAAGGACCCCCUCAAGGACCUCCCCGCCAGAGCCCAAGUGUCCCUGGUCCUCAUGGACCUCCCCAAGUACAGGCUUCCCAGCUUCCUCCUUUGCCGAGAGCUUCGAUUUCAACUCCCCGUCAGGCCCCUUUGACAGGACCUCCCUCUGCAACCUCAGUCAGCCACGCAGCCUCGCCUUAUGGCGGAUAUAUCCCUCCUCAGACGCCUCUUCUGACUGCGAUCCAGACCCCUUUGAUGUUGCCAGCACAAACGUCUCAGGCCUACCAGUCGUCUCGCACGCCUUACAUGGGUCCUCUUCGCAACCAGUUUGCGUCGACCUCGCAGCUCAUGCUUGAGCCUUGCCCCUAUGCAGAGUGCGGGGGAGAGAAUAAGCCACAGGCAAAGUUCUGCUCUGAGUGUGGUCGCUCGAUCUCGACUGCAAGCCGAUCAGCCACCCCCUCGUUGGGUCAUUAUGCAGAGUUCCAGGCCACAACUGCCCCUCCUAUGCCAAGCUUGGAUCGCAUGAACUCUUACUCACAGGAGCAAAACCAGCCCGAGCAAGCCCAACAACCCCAAGAGCAGCAGCAGCAACCUGAGGUGGCCUACACCAGCUACGCCCAGGACGAUCAAAGCUAUCAGCAGCAGGAUUACCCUCAGGACCAGCAGCAGUACGCCUAUGCUGAGGGCCAGCAGGGUUAUGAGCAAGAAUAUGACCAGACAUACGACCCCACCUACAACCAGGGAUAUGGCGAUGCUGCUUAUUACGAUCAGAACCAGCAGUAUGACCCGAGCCAUCAAUACGAUCAGAGCCAGCAGUACUACGAUCCCGUUACUGGUCAAUACAUCGACUAUGCCCAGCAGGAGGUUGCCCCCGAACCUGAGCCCGAGCCUGAACCUGAGGUUGAGAUCAUUGACGAUCCCUUGGACCGCGCCUAUGGCUGCCCAUUGAUAGCCUUUGGAUUUGGAGGCAAGAUCAUGACUUCUUUCCCUCGCUCUGUCCAGCGCUUCGACUCAGGAUCUAACAACAUGGUGACCAAGAGAUACCCUGGCGAUUUGCAGUUGGAGCACAUCAAGGACAUCAUGACUGUUGACAAGUCGAUUGCCACCUACCCUGGACCUCUUCUCAUGGACAGCGCUACCCAGAUGAAGAACAAGCGCAAGGACGUUUUGACUUUGAUCGAGAGCAAGAUUAAGGAGUCCGAAUAUGAUACCCAGGACAGCACCCAUGACGCCCACCGCGUCUUGAUCUGGAAGUUGUUUAAGGUCAUGUUUGAGCAGGACGGCGCUCUCGUCGGAGGUGCCAAGGUCGACGAGGCUGUCCGCAGCGUUUUGCUCUCGAUCCCAUUGAGCGUCUACCCUGCCCAGCCUAACCAAGAGGCUGUCAGCCCUCUCCGUUCGUCCACCUCCCUUGAUGUUCUUCAGGAUAUUCUCCGCAGUGGCGAUCGCACUGGUGCUGUUCGCUAUGCCAUGAGCGUCAACCUCUGGGCCCAUGCCCUCGUUAUCAGCAGCUGUGUCAACAAGGAGCUUUGGAAGGAGGCCGUCAACGGAUUCGUGAGCCAGGAACUGGCUACUGGAGGUGGGGACUUACAGGCCAACGGCCGUGAGGCUUUGCGUGUCCUCUAUGCCUUGUUCUCUGGCCAAACCCAGAGCGCCAUCACGGAGUUGAUCCCCUUGACCUUGCGUGCACCCAUUGAUGGACACCAGGAUGAGACCCAGGUCGCUGACGACCAGUUUGUCACCGGAGCCUCGCUGUCCUUGAUGAAGCCCAUUGAGGAGCCUAAGAUCCCCAGCGCCAGUCUCGGACAGUGGCGCGACACCUUGGUGAUGAUCUUGUCCAACCGCACUUCGGGAGACCAGACCGCCAUCAGCUCGCUCGGAGACCUCUUGUUGAAGGAAGGAUGGGUUGAGGCUGCUCACAUCUGCUACUUGCUUUCGCCCCAGAACUCAGUCCACUCUGGACCCGAUGCUCAGGGCAACCGCUUGGUUUUGAUCGGUGCCGACGCUAACCCUCACACGUCGUUCCCCUUCUACAAGAACAUCGAGGCGUUCCAGAAGACCGAGAUUUACGAGUUUGCUUGCGCCCUCAGGAGUGCAGGUGCCACCGGAGGAUUGCCUUUCCUCCAGGCUUACAAGCUUGUUUAUGUCUGGACCCUUGUUGAGUGGGGCAUGUUCUCUGAAGCUGGAAGGUACUUGGAGUCGAUGGAGGCUAUUGUCAAAUCUCAGACAAAGGGAUCUCCUUACUACAACAUUGUCUUCCUCGAGCGUCUGAAGGACAUUACUGAGCGUCUGUCAGGAAGCUCUCAGUUGGUUUCCACUAGUGAGUCUUGGUUUGCCAAGAAGGUCACUAAGCCCACCAUUGGAGGCAUCUUUGAUGCUCUGGACAAUAAGAUUUCCAAAUUCAUCGCCGGUGACAACGACCAGCUCAAGCCUGUCGUCGACGAGCCCAAGGCGAACGCCUCUGAGUCUGGACCCUUUGCCCAUGCCCCCGCCUUGCCCGACUUGAGCAACAUUCCUCCUCGCGCCGUCUCCAGAUCGAGCAAUGGAACCCGCGCCACCAGACGCACCUCCGUCCCUGGUCGCGCCUCCUUGGAGGUUCCUACCUUCAACCAGACCCAGGCCGUUGCCGCGCAGACUGAGAUCGCUUCCCAGGCUGUACCUGCCGUCGAUGUGGACGCCACUCAGGAUCAAACCUACCCCGGCUACGAUCAAACCGCUCAGUAUAACGCAGAGGGCGAUGCUCAGGCUGCAGGAUACUACGCUGGAUAUGAAUACGACGGCCAGACCUACGCCUACGAUUCGACCCAAGCCUACCCCGAGACCUACCAGGGCGAGGAUACCUCUGCCUACCAGGGCUACGAGCAGCAGCAGGGAGAGUUCCAGGCACAGGCCGAUGCCGUUCAGGAACAGCAACCCUACGGCGAGGAGAACUACCAGACCCAGGCCGGUUACGAGGGCCAGUACGAUGAGACCCAGUACAAUGGCCAGUAUGAUGCUCAGUAUGAGACUGCUGAGGGCACUCUUGGCGCCACUGUCGCCGGCUUGGCCAUUCAGCCCGACAACGCUCCCGUCGAUUCAGCUGCCUACUCGACCCAGGCUGUUCAUGGAUCUGAGGAGCACGAUGCCACUGCCGCUGCUAUAGCCACUGCUACUGCUAUUGUUGAGGAGACACCUGCCGCUGCUGCCACUGAGGAGUAUGAUGCCAACAACUAUGGUCAAUAUGCCGAGGGUGCAGCGUAUGCUUACACCGAGGAUGUCACGUAUAACGGCGACUACCAGGAGGGUCAGGCGUACCAACAGGGCCAGGAGUACCAGCAAGGCCAGGAGUACGAGCAGGGCCAGGAGUACCAGCAAGGCCAGGAGUACGAGCAGGGCCAGGAGUACCAGGAAGGCCAGGCGUACCAGCAAGGCCAGGAGUACCAGCAAGGUCAGGAGUACGAGCAGGGCCAGGAGUACCAACAGGGUCAGGAGCACCAACAGGGCCAGGAGUACCAACAGGGCCAGGAGUACCAGGAGGGUCAGGAGUACCAGGCUGGCGAUUAUCAGACCGGCGAGUACACGACCGGCGGAGAAUACCAGCAGGAGUACCAGGAAGGCCAAGGUUAUAAUGCCUAUGGCGAGCAGCAGUACGACCAGACUGCCGAACAGACCGCCGAACAGACUGCCGAACAGACUGCCGAACAGACCCUCUAUGGCAACUACGAAGGUGCCGAGUACAACGAUGCCAGCUACCAGGAGCAGACCGAGGGUCACCAACCUGUCGAGACCCACGCCCAUGUCGAUGCAGCUGUCCCCGAGAAGCAGCAGGAGGUCCUUGCUGACGAACCCACUGCUGAGCAGCAGGAGCAGCCCAUUCUUGAGGCCGCUGCUGUUGUUGAGGCUGUUGUUGAGCCCGUCGCUGAUACUCCCGUCGCUGUUCAGGGAGACUACCAAGAAGUCGAGCACCAGCAGGGUGAAUACCAGGAGGGCCAGUAUCAAGAGGGCCAGUACCAGGAAGGCCAGUAUGACUACAGCCAGACCGAGUACCAUCAGGAGGGCCAGUAUGACUACACCCAGCAGGGCGAAUACCAGGAAGGCCAAUAUGACUACACCCAGCAGGGCGAGUACCAGGAAGGCCAGUACGACUACACCCAAGCCGAGUACCAGCAGCAAGGCGAUUACCAGCAGGCUGAGUACCCUACCGAGGACCAGCAGCAGCAGCAGCCCUCCAACGAGCCCGGUGUUCUCCCAGUCACCAGCGAGUACCAGGAGCACGGCGAGUAUGAUGCCGCAGGUGUCUACGAGGGUCACCCCAACGGAGCCGAGUACUCUGCUGACGGAACCCAGCAGCAGGAUUACUCUUCCGGCAACAACACCUGGUGGGGCAAUGGAGACGGCAGCUAUGUCGACCCCAAUGCCGGUGAGCAGCAGCCCGCUGCCGACGCCCCCGCUGUCGCUGCCGAAGCCGCUCAGGAGCCAUUGGAGGAAAACUAUGAAGAGGGCCAGUUUAUCUCUUUCGGAGCUGUCCCUACCAUUCCUUCGUUUGGUCAGCCUGCCGCCCCUGUGAACAACAACAACAACCAGUCGUCGUUUGCCGAUGAUGAUGAUCUUGGUAUGGGCAACAACUCUUUGAAGAAGGAGAAGCCUGCCGCGCCCGAGGGAGAGAACUCCGCAGCUGCCGCCGCGACUCAAGAUGACAAUGCAGCCAAUGCCGGUGCUGAAGGCGAUGAUUCCAAGGGAUGGUGGCCCAAGAUCAACCUUUUCGGUGGAGAGAAGCGCGAGGGCACCCCUAAGCCAGUGAAGGCAAACUUGGGUGAGGAAUCCUCGUUCUACUUUGACAAGGAACAACAGCGAUGGGUGAACAAGAAGGGCGGUUCAGAGACCUCUAGCGUGGCCGAGGCAUUGCCUCCACCACCCAUGUCCCGCACUGUAACCCCAGCUAGCAUCUCGUCCCCAGCAGCUGGAGGACCUCCUUCUUUGAACCGUGGACCCCCCUCGACUGGCGGUAGCUCGCCUGCGAUGGGUGGACCUCCUGGUCUCAAGCCCGCUGGUGCUGGAUCUGCUGCUCGUCGUGGAGCACGGUCAAGAUAUGUUGAUGUCUUGAACACCAACUAA
This is a messenger RNA of Linnemannia hyalina, 6408 nucleotides long. Lineage: Eukaryota; Fungi; Mortierellomycota; Mortierellomycetes; Mortierellales; Mortierellaceae. The record is from the annotation of a GenBank genome assembly.